This is a messenger RNA of Aspergillus terreus NIH2624, 3951 nucleotides long. Its product is annotated as putative cytosolic regulator Pianissimo. The transcript has 3 exons. Gene Ontology annotation, biological process: TORC2 signaling. Lineage: Eukaryota; Fungi; Ascomycota; Eurotiomycetes; Eurotiales; Aspergillaceae. Gene Ontology annotation, cellular component: TORC2 complex. The record is from RefSeq and is a predicted model, not a curated record. The coding region runs from base 1 to 3951 and encodes 1316 amino acids.
AUGGCGUCCGGAUAUAACUCAGGGUUCUCCGCGACGUCGAUCCAGCACCGCGCUGCAGGCGACGGACGCUCCCUCUCCAACCAGGAUGAAUUCUCGGUGGACGGCAGCUGGCCCGGGCCCGCCUCGAAAACCAGUCGAGAUGCUCGCUCCGGGUCGGAGAACAGUGCCUCCAUCGGCCCUCGCGGGGGCUCCAUCGCCCCCUCGUCCGGGUCCGCGGGCCCAGGCAGCUUCAGCUCCGAACUCAAGAGCAUGAAGACGUCCCGAAGCACGACGCCACGACCCGAGGGGACGUUCCGACGUCGCGGGAGCAGCAACGUCGAGUACGAUGAGAUGUCCAGCACCGAGGAGCGCCAGGCGGCGAUUCGCAAUAAGAUCGCCAAGGAGAUGAAGAUCAAGACGGGCACGGAGAACAUGCUCGAGGCCCUGUUGGCCAAAAACCCCAAGCAGACCAAGGACCAGCGCCUGAGGGUCGAGUCGGAGCUGAGCACCUCGAAUCGCAAGCUGGCCGAGCUACACCACGAGCUGGAGGAGGAACUGCUACGUGCGCAGGCGCCGUCCACCCCUCCCCGGAGUCGUUUGUCGAGUCUGUUCCAGGGCGGGUCCAUACGGUCGCCGCCUCAGAACAACACCGCUGAUUUUGACGAUGAAGAGCCCGACAAUCCGGAGGCGGAGAUGGAGUCCCCGACGUACGUGCUGUCGGAGACCUUGCAGGCGCUGGAGAUCGAAGGCAUGGCGCCGGAUUACUACGUCGAGCGGGCCAACAGUCUCGUCGAGCUGUUCAAGCGACAUCCGACCUUGAAGUAUGACCUCGCGUGGUCAGUCUUUGGCCUGCGUGUGCAGGUCAUGCUUCUCAGCGAUAGCAAAGAGGUCGUGGCGGCGGGGUAUCGCUUGACGCGGUAUGCCAUCGCAGACCGUAAGUCGCUCCAGAUCAUCCGCUCGCUGCAUACAGACGAGCUCGUCAUUCUGUCUCUGGUCAAAGAGAGCAAGGCAGGCAUCGAGCGGGAGCAGGCUCUGAAGUUCGUGAGGGCGUUCCUGGAUGUAAAGGACGGUGUCCAUGAGAUAUCGCGAGCGGUCGUCCGGACGAUUGUUUCCGUGGCAGAACACUCCGACGACCGUCUCCGGAACAUCUCAAUCAUGACCCUUGCAGAGAUUCUGGUGAAGGACCCAGGACUGAUCGCGUAUGCGGGUGGGUUUGCGACUCUGCAUGAUGCCCUAGCGGAGGGCACGUUUGGGGCGUCGGAGAGUCUCAUAGCCAGUUUUCUCCACGUCCUGGAUACACCGCAUAGCAGAAAACAUCUGCGGGGAGGGUGGGAGCUUGAAGCCGUCUUGGCCCCAUUCACCGAUUCCCUAUCAGACUCUGUGCGCAAUGGCCGGUUAAAAUCCUCGGCGAAGGCUAUUUCCGCGAUGCUCAAGACCUGGCCUGGUUUAGUGGUGCUGGCCAGGAACGGCGGCAAACCACUCCAAUCCCUCCUCGACUCGUUACACUACCCCGACCCGCAGGCACGAGAUCUCAUCAUGGAACUCCUGUUUGACGCUCUUCGGAUCAAGCCACCGUCAUGGUCUUCCUCCUUCCUUGCCGGUCGAAGGCUGACGACAUAUGGACGAGCUGCAACUCUUCGCUCCGAGUCUGAUAUGAAACAGUUUCGUGGACUCUCUGGAGGCGGCGGUAACAAGCUUGACCUAACGGCACAUUUCUCAACGCUCAUCCUCGCAACGCUGGUGGACGCAGGUCUCUCAAAAGCCCUUUGCGACCUCAUAGAGGAUGAAACAGAUCUUUCGCUCAGACGCAAGGCGACGUUGCUUUUGACCGAAGUCCUGAAGCUCGCCCAUCAUUCAUUACCUCGUCACAUUAGCUCGAAGCUCCAAGUUCUUCCGCACUUGCUGCCGUCUGCAAUCAAGUUCGACGUGGAGAACCACGACGUCUCUACCUCGACCAUCUAUCAGAUUGAGAGCAUCAACAGAACACUGGCUCGGUCGAUAGGAAGCGUCUCAACCGGUGCGGGAAGAUACAGUGUGGACGUCGAUAUCUCUGCCUCGCUGUUGACUGGCGACCAAGGAAAAGAUAGACUCAGCCCCGCAAUGGACGAGACGCAGUUCAGGCAGGCCAUUCUCGACACCAAUGUCCUCAACACCGUGAAUUUCCUGAAAUGGAAGUGGGAUCUGAUUCACCGUAUCGUCGAAGGCCCUCUAACCAAUCCCAAGAGGCUGGACGAGGCAAUCAAGGGCUCAAAAUUCAUGAAACGUCUGAUGGGCUUCUACCGGCCCUUCAAGUAUAGGUUUUGCAUGCUUCCGAACACGAAACCGAACCAGCGCUACGUCCGAACGGGCUGUGCGUUGAUGCGAACAUUAGUCCAAAUACCCGAAGGAACGAAGUAUCUGGCGGAAAACAAAUUUCUGCGGCAGGUUGCAGAAUGUCUCGCGCAGGUGGAUCGCAUGAGUGGCCUAACCUCCUCGUCGCCUCUCUUCUCCCGGGAGCAAAUGGCGUCGACAUUAAGCGGGGGGUACUUUGCGUUGUUAGGGACCCUGAGCGGCGACGCCAAUGGGCUGGCCAUGAUGGAGAGAUGGCACAUGCUCAACAUGUUCUACCAUAUCAUUGAGCUUCGAGAUCGGGAUGAUCUCAUCCAAACACUCUUAGGGAACUUGGACUACACGCAGGAAAGCCAUCUACGGGUCAUGCUCUCCAAAGCGCUGACUACCGGCUCCAAGGAGAUCCGCAUCUUUGCCACGAAACUCCUGCGCAAGUACGCUGUGGGCAAUGUCCCCCUGUCUCCACAGAUGGCUAUUGGGAACGCCGACUGGGUUGUCAAACUUCUUGUGACCCAGCUAUAUGACCCCGAUGUGUCUGUAUGCCAAGUUGCUGUCAAAAUCUUGGAAGAAGCCUGCAACCAUCGGGACUACCUGGAGUUUGUUGUGAAAUGCCGGCCCUCUCUCGACCACCUGGGAGAGAUCGGGGCCCCUCUACUCCUACGAUUUCUUUCAACCUCCGUCGGCUACCACUACUUGGACGGACUCGACUACAUCACGCAAGAAAUGGACGAUUGGUUUCUGGGCCGCAACGACGCAUACGUGGGGUUGGUGGAAGCUGCGCUCUCGCGAGCGUACGUGGAUCAGCCGCGACGGGGCAGCCUGGUCCCCGAUGACAUUGUGGACAUGCAGGACAUCGGACUGGUGCCGCCGCAUUUCUACCGAGAACUCGCCCGAACAGCGGAGGGAUGUAAGCUUCUGGAGCAGUCGGGGCAUUUCAACGAAUUCGCCUGGACGAUUCGCGAUUUUCGACUAGACGAGGAGGACACGGAGACUCUUCUCAAGGUGAAGGGGUGUCUCUGGGCUGUGGGCAAUGUCGGGUCUAUGGAACUCGGGGCGCCCUUCCUGGAAUCGGACAUUGUCGAACGCAUCGUGAAGAUCGCCGAGAGUGCGGAGGUGUUGACGAUGAGAGGCACGGCGUUUUUCGUGCUCGGCCUCGUCUCCCGCAGCCGACACGGGCUCAAGGUGCUAAGGGAUUUUGGAUGGGACUCGGCGGUUGACCAGGAAGGAAACUCCCUAGGAUUGAGUCUUCCCACCGACUUUAACAAGUUAUUCCUGGUUGAUUUCCCGUCCCACGACAGGAAGUACGACUCCAAGCGGACAUCGCAGGAGAAGUUCAAGGAAGCGACCACGGACGAAGACCCCGUGAACCAAAAGAUUCUCAAACUGAUUGUGGACAUGGGCAACACGGUCUUGUCGAAACGAGCGGCGGCAGACCUCCAUAGCAUCAAGUCCAAGCAGCCUGAGCACUUCCGCCAACCGCAUCUGUUCCGCAAAACCCUCAGCAUCCUGGAAAGCCACCAUUUCCGGCUACCAGCCCGACGGUUUGCUCUCGACCUGUUCGACAAAAGCGUCAUGCGACGGAUCGUGCUGGAAGACGAGUCGGAGUCGGAUUCCGACGCGACCUCGUCCCAGGACUCCGGAUGA